Molecule: messenger RNA, 977 nt
Organism: Zingiber officinale
Lineage: Eukaryota; Viridiplantae; Streptophyta; Magnoliopsida; Zingiberales; Zingiberaceae
Exons: 3
Coding region: 317-685 (122 amino acids)
Source: RefSeq, a predicted model, not a curated record
GGGCAUUGCUAUUGUGGCAGCCACGUAAACUAAGGCAGCCACGAUUCCACGUCAACUAAAACCAAAACUCGGCCAAAACCAAAACUCUCCCGCCGCGACACUCCACAGAAAACCCUAGCCGCCCCGACCUCUCCCCUCUCCUUCUCCACUCUCCCGCCGCGACUACCCUCCUGCCCUAGCAGAAGCGAGUCGAGUCCCCGCGCGAAGAGAACCCCCGACCUCUCCCCCCUCCUUCUCCUCUCCUGCCGCUCUGCCGCGCGAAGAGAACCCCCCGACCUCUCCCCCUCCUCCUCUCCUGGCGCGAGCCCUAGUAGAAAUGAGUCGAGUCCCCUUUUGCCGCGCGAAGAGGCCUCUCCUGCCGCAAGCCCUAGCAGAAGCGCCUCUAAGUAGCUCUUUAUUGGGUUGGUGCCAUAGCUGGAUUUCAAUAAUAAAAUGGGAAAAACAUAUGUGGUUUUUGUUGGACGGAAUCCCGGUGUUUAUGAUAGUUGGAAAGAAACUCAUACUCAAGUUAUCAAAUAUAGCGGUGCAUUGCAUAGAUCAUAUCUCAGUAAAGAGGAAGCAUUUAGAGCUUUUAAUUCAUACAAGGAGAAACAACAUGGUUUCUUUGCCCCUACUGUCCAAAAAUGUUCAAGCUCAACUUUGGGUUCAACUUCAACUGCAUCCUCAAGUUCUAGUGAAAAAAUGAAGCAGACUGAAGAACUAGCGAAGUUGAUAAAAAGUCAGCUAGAUUUAGCUGAUGAAUAUCGUCGUAAUGCAGCUAAGAUCACCGAGAUGUGUGAAGAGAUAAAAAAAAAUGGACUCUGUUCAUAUUAGUGAUUAAUCGGUAGACUUCUUUAUUUAGUUGGAUAAAUGUAUUUUAUGUUAGACUUUUUUAUUAAGUUGGAUGAAUGUAUUUGACAGGAGACUUUUUUAUUUAGUUGAAUGAAUGUAUUUGACAGAGUUGAAUGAAUGUAUGUAUUUGACAUAAUUUCCCCGUA